CGAACAUCUCUCGUCGGAUUAUUCACAAACCACGUCUUUCAUCUGCUUGUUUUCACGGUCGGUUCUGAAGACACGGAGUUGGUGGACGGAGAAGUGCUCCCUUUGUCAGUUUCUGGAUGAGUGUCUACCGGCCACAUCCGCUGCCAAUUUCAAGAGCAUGACAAGUGGUUGUGGUAACACAGGGCAGCAAGUGCAGCCUGAUCGAGCUUGAGCCUGUCCAAGAAUGCACCAGCUCUUCCGCUUAGUGCUGGGUCAGAGAGACCUGUCCCGUGCAGGAGACCUCUUCUCUCUGGAUGACAGCGAGAUUGAAGACUGUUUGUCCCAAGCCCUGGAGGAAAUCAAAAUCAUAUCCUGCUCUCCAGACUACCUGACCAGUGACAAUGACCAGGCGGUGGUGGAGAUCUGCAUCACGCGCAUCACUACCGCAAUCAGGGAGACGGGCUCGAUCGAGAGGCAUGGAGCAGCUCUCGUGUCAUUGUGGGAGUCGUGUCUAGAGCACAACCUCCAGCCGCAGGGCAAAGAUGAGGACACGCCCCAUGCCAAGAUCGCCUCUGACAUCACCAGCUGUGUCCUACAGAAUUACAGCAGGGCUCCAGUGAUGGCGUUAGCAGUCCCAGUGGCAGUGCGGUUCUUGCAGCAGGGAAACCAAGAGUUGAGCAGGAACAUGUCCAGCUACUUGUCGCUGGCUGCCAUCGCUAAAGCUGAACUCCUGGCCCAACAUACAGAGGCCAUCACCUGCAGCGUGCUGGGAGGUAAUGCCAUGCUGUUGAGAGUGCUGCCAUCUGUGUAUCCACGGCAACCAGAGCCCAUUCACCAGCACAUCUGUGAACUGACGGCGAUGAUGCCACAGCUGGACCAGGCUGGCAGACAGCACCUGCUCAGACUACUGCAGAUGAUCUCUGAACUUCAUCCACUGGUGUUGUCGUCUUUGGUGCCAUCUCUGAUUGGCUAUCUCAGUGACUGUGAUUUGAGUGACGCUGCCCUGGGCGUGCUGGUGAAUGUUGCUCAGGCUUGCCCCGCCCCUCUCGCUCCCUACCUGUCCACGCUAAGAAAUGUUGGUCAGAAGAACCCUCUGUUGCUGGGACACAUUGCCAAGAUCCAUGGAGCAGUGGGUCUGACUAGUGAGGUCCAAGCUCGAGGGGCUCUGCAGUACUUGGUGUCUCUGUUAGCGAGUAUGGAGCACAGCGUCCAUCACACACUAGUACUGGAAAUCCGUUGUCUGACUGAUCGCUACACCUCCAUCCUGGGCAGAGGGGGAAAAGACAUUUACCGCAUGAGCAACAGUUUCACCGCCAUCGCUCGACUGCUGGGACGCAAGCUGGAAGCUGACAGUGCAAUGAGCAGAGGAGAAGAGAAGCUGGAUUUGUCCCAAUUGUGUGAGUCUAGUUCUGAAGUGUUUGCUGGGAGCAAGAGUCUGCAAGUGAAGAUCCAGGCAUUUGAGCAGAAGAUAGGUGAGGAGGGGGCGGAGUCUGAUACAGAGGGCGGGUCUUCAGGACCUCAGAGACGCCACAGUCUAAGCCAAGCAGCACGAGACGAGCGCAGAGAGAUGAGAUUCAACAGGUCAAAAAGUCUGGCUCUUCACGCUGUACGCACACAAUCCAUUAACACUGACAGCAGUCCAGAGGGAGAGGGGGUGGAGCUGAGUUCAGAGCCCAAUCUCUGUGAGGCCAGUCCCAGCCCUGUCUCCUCCACCCUGGAGGAGAACCACACACAACCCACAGAGAGUAAACUUCAGAAGGUGGAGUUAGGAGACCCUAGGGAGGGUGAUCGACUCUGGACCCACCUGAGAGACAACAUGGAGGAAAUCAAAACUUUCUGUGCAGAAAUGAUCAAACAGAUCCCCAUACCUGAUCACUGUGUCAUUGAAGAUUCGCAUCGUGGCUGUGUAGCCAAGCUGUCAUUCUCCUGUCUACUGAAGGGACAUUACUGUCUCUAUGCAAAGUCCUGUUUCUCUCUGUGCAGCCGUCAGCCACACCUGUGGAUCCAGAUCAUGCUGUUGGCACUGCAGAGUAAAGUGAGUGAGGCUCUGUGCUGUCAGGAUGAGUGUGUACAGCAGUUGAGGAAACUCUGGGAGAAAACACAGCUGACAGGAGCACACAGCUUUGAGCUGGCCAUGACUCAGACGACUGUUCCUCACAAGAAGGAUGUUGACAGUUUGCAGAUCUAUCUGGAGGAGGUCCGUUUUUUUUAUUUGUUCAGCUACAGUGAAGAGGAGAGUGGAUGGCUCUGUUUCAUGUGCAGCAACCCGGAGAAGGCUACAGUUGUUAAUCAGGAUGGUCAGCCACUCAUUGAGGGGAAGCUGAAGGAGAAGCAGGUGCGCUGGAAGUUCAUCAAAAGGUGGAAAACACGCUACUUCACCCUGGCCGGGAACCAGCUCCUCUUCCAAAGAGGAAAAUCAAAGGACGAACUGGACAACAGCUCUAUUGAACUGAGCAAAGUGCAAAGCGUUAAGGUGGUUGCAAAGAAGAGGCGUGACCGUGGGCUGCCCAGAGCUUUCGAGAUAUUCACAGACAGCAAGACCUACGUGCUGAAGGCUCAGGAUGAGAAGCAUGCAGAAGAAUGGCUCCAGUGCAUCAAUGUAGCUGUAGCCCAGGCCAAAGAACGCGAAAAUCACGAGGCCACCACAUACCUGUGAUGUCUCACUGCCAAGUUAUCUCAUUAUGACAAUUCAUCAAACAUCAGAGACAAAAACACUGUCCCAAAUGCCACCCUCAGCCCUUGUGGUGUUUUUCCAGGUCCACACUUAUGACAUAACGCUAAUAGGACUGUAGUGUUAUUGUUCACUCUGAAGUGUGCACCAGUGCAGGCUUGGCAAAAGGGCACACCGAGGACACACAGCAGACAAAAAUCUGGUGUUUGUGAGCAGCGUCCUGAUUGAUCAAAUAAAUGGGACACCCUACAGUCUGAUGAACUUCAUGGAUGUGUGUGAACCUACAUCAAGUGCACCAGAUGGAACAGGGCCAAAGAGAAGGCUGAUAUACAAAGAGCAUAUAAAGAGGAUGAGCAAUGUUGAAUAUGUUGUCAGAUACCUGUGCUACUCUUCAAACUAAUGGUCGUUUUAUUGGUCAGAGGUUGGGAAACUAUUCUGAAUUUAAGAAUUGGCUCUUUUUCAAUUCAUGAGUUCUGAUUGACAGGAAGUGGAAUUCACACAACAGAGGAAUUUCAUUG
Messenger RNA from Xyrauchen texanus (razorback sucker), 3168 nucleotides. RefSeq names its product ventricular zone-expressed PH domain-containing protein. NCBI's taxonomy places the organism in Eukaryota, Metazoa, Chordata, Actinopteri, Cypriniformes, Catostomidae. Gene Ontology annotation, biological process: regulation of signal transduction. Gene Ontology annotation, cellular component: plasma membrane. Gene Ontology annotation, molecular function: phosphatidylinositol-5-phosphate binding. The coding region runs from base 224 to 2635 and encodes 803 amino acids. The transcript is spliced from 14 exons. The record is from RefSeq and is a predicted model, not a curated record.